Molecule: messenger RNA, 1961 nt
Organism: Brachypodium distachyon (stiff brome)
Lineage: Eukaryota; Viridiplantae; Streptophyta; Magnoliopsida; Poales; Poaceae
Product: trihelix transcription factor GT-3b
Exons: 2
Coding region: 89-1126 (345 amino acids)
Source: RefSeq, a predicted model, not a curated record
GUUCCAUCCAUUUCUCUCCUCUCAUCUUCCUUCUCGUCCCAACGUUUGCUCGCUUUCCCAUUCCAAAAUUCCGAUCCCACUGGCCGCCAUGGAUCCCUUCCACCACCUCAACACCGCCUUCUCCAACCCCUACCACCCGCUCCUCUCCUCCUCCCCUCCCCACCCCCACUACCCUCCCCCGCUCCCGCCGCCGCCAGCCGCGGCCGCGGAGCCGCCGGAGCGGGAGCGGCUGCCGCAGUGGUCCCACGCCGAGACGGCCGCCUUCCUCGCCAUCCGCGCCGACCUCGACCGCUCCUUCCUCUCCACCAAACGCAACAAGGCGCUCUGGGAGGCCGUCUCCGCCCGCCUCCAUGACCAUGGCGGGUUCGCGCGUACACCGGAUCAGUGCAAGUCCAAGUGGAAGAACCUCGUCACCAGGUUCAAGGGCUCCGCCCACCCCCCGCCGCCGCCCGACGCCGCCGACACGCCCCAGCACCAGCACCACCCGGGUGACCAUCCCGGUACCGGCGGCAGCGGCGGCGCUUCGUCUGCGGCGAGGGGCGGCGGCUUCCCGUUCCACGACGAGAUGAGGCGGAUCUUCGACGCCAGGGUCGAGCGGGCGCGCGCAUUGGAGGCGAAAAAGGCCAAGGGGAAGCACCACGCGCGGUCAGGGCACGAUCAUCUUCAUCCGGAUGAUGCCGACGACGAUGGCCAAGGGGAUGAGGCCGGCGAGGAAGAAGACGAGGAGGCGGACAUCCUGGAAGACGAAGAAGAGGAGAGUCGGGCAGCGGAGACGACGAGGGGUGCUGCUGGGCCUGGGAAGAAGCGGAGGAGGAAAUCAACAGCGGCGCCCGCGGGGAACGAGCAGGGCGAGGUGGAGGCGAUGCUGCGGGAGUUCAUGCGGCGGCAGGCGGAGAUGGAUGAGCGGUGGGCGGAGGCCGCCGAGGCGCGCGACGCCGAGCGGCGCGCCCGCGAGGAGGAGUGGCGGGCCGCCAUGGUCGCGCUCGGCGAGGAGCGGCUCGCGCUCGUGCGCCGCUGGCGGGAGCGCGAGGACGCGUGGCGGGCGCGCGCCGAGGAGCGCGAGGAGCGACGCCACCGGCUCAUCGCCGCCCUGCUCGCCAAGCUCGGCGGCGGCGACACGUCCUGAUAUCCAUAUCCGUUCCAAGUUCCAUAUCCACAUCCUGGACAAUCCAUCGCCGCGAAGAAGGGCGUGUGCCAUGCCCUGCCGGCCGUUUAGAUCAGUUGUAGCUCAUGCCUUUGUUAAUUAGCUAGGGUUUCUUUAGACAGUGAGAGGUUAGUCAGUGAAAGGAGAUGUGCUUCAUUCAUGUAGUGGAAAAGGGUUUUGCUUGCAACAUCUUUACCUACACUAAGCCCAUUGCCUGCAACUGCAAACUCUCCCUGGUCUUAUCAGCUUCAUGAGCUAAGGCAGCUUUCCAAAUGCAUGGAUGCAUGCAUGGCUUUGCAUGAUCAAUCAGUCAAUCAAUCCGCGGACGAUCUUCUUCUUCCUCAUCAUCCCCAAGGUGGACUCUGUAGAAAUCUCAGAACGUGAGUGCUUUACAUUAUUUACUUUUUCAGAUUAUCUCUCUGCACUGUGUGCGUGUGUAGCUUUUGCGCAACAUUGCAUGGCUCUAUCUAGAUACAUCUUUCCUUCUUUUCGGUUGCAUGCUCUAAAGAGAUUUGCAUCUGAAAAGUUUUCUAGUGAGGGGAAAGAGAAGCAGGCAGGCAUGAUGGGCCGUGCAGCUGCUUUGAUUUUGCUUUCUUUUGCUUUUCCCGUAGAACGGGUAUUGAUUCCCUGCCUGAAUAUAUGGAUGCUCGAAAUGUGGCAUGCAUAUGCAUAGAAGCGUGCAUGCUAGCUGCGGUGAUUGACUGAAGAUUAACUGAAAAAAAUAUGCUGAGAUGUAAUUUAAGGGAUGCCAUGGUAUGAAACCAUGGACCUACACAGUGUGUAAGCAGAAAAGUAGAGUAUGAAUGCAAGCUAGAUA